Molecule: messenger RNA, 354 nt
Organism: Haemonchus placei
Lineage: Eukaryota; Metazoa; Nematoda; Chromadorea; Rhabditida; Trichostrongylidae
Source: the annotation of a GenBank genome assembly
AUGGCUUUCUUCGCGGUGCAGCAGAUUGUACGCGAAUUGUUCUUCUUCUCGUUCGAUCUCCUUGACGAGGUGUGCGAUCCAGCGGGCGUGGGACAUACGCUUACAAUAGCCUCUGAGCGUGACGUCACGGAUGACGUCCUUAUUGUACAAACAGAAUGCUGUAUGAUGGUCUUUAGCCCUGCAGCACUUACAAGUGGUACGCUGGUCGUCACUAGUACAAUUUUUAUCGAUAUGUGGUCCCCCGCACCGAAAACACUUUCCGCUACGCGAAUGGAUGUAAAUUCUAUCGGAAAGGUACGGAAAGUUGCGACACUGUGCGGAAUAGUGGUGUUGUUUGCAGAAGAAGCAACGUGA